UAGCGUUCUUAAAUAAACGUACAAAAUGAAAUUCACGGUAUUCACAGUUUUACUUACCAUAUCAACAACAUGGGGUUUAAAAUCCAAAACGGAAGAACCCAAAGAUAAAAGAGAAGCAUCAGGCACUUAUCUACCACAAAGCUCCCACAACUACCAAUCACCAUCAUCCUUGGGCCAGGAAGAAGCUAAUGCUAUCAGUAUUGGAGCCGGAUACAGCGUAGGAGGAGGUGCCAAGCCCACCUACAGUUUUGGUGGACAAAAUGCUGGAGUUGGAGCCUCAUAUCAGUUACAGCCAGAAAGUGGACAUGCAAACCUUCAACUGGCUGGUUUACAAUCUUCGAACGGUGGUCUUGUAUCAAAUGACCUUUCGCAGCUAAUGAGUCAAAUAUCUCAAGGCCUUAAUAGUGGAGCUAUAUCCUUACCUUCAUCUGGUGGUCAAGGAGCUCUAUAUCAAUUUGCCGGCCAAGGCAGUCAUGGUGGUCAAGAAAUUUCUCUACCCCAAUUUACUUACGGAAGCCCGCAAUUGCAGCAGUAUAGCUUAGGUGAACAAAGUCAAGGAGGCGCUCCAGCUUACGCUUUUGGCACUAAAGGCCUAGGAACGUAUGGCUCAACAGGUCCAGUUUUAUUUAGCCCUGAAUCUUCCGGUAAUCAAGCCGCACUAAGCUAUGCAGCACCAAAUUUCGGUCAAUCUUAUCAAGCUGCCGCUUUACCUUUAGGUGAUUCUGGGCAUUCUCUUCCUGGUUUUUCCUUCGGCGGCUCGGGACAGUCUUUCGGUGGAUCUCUAAAAGGAUUCAGUGGCAACUACGCUACACCAGCUGGAAAAUCCUCCUUUAAACCGUCAGCUUUCUUAGGUUCAUCAGUCCAAAGUGAUUCGGGCGCUGGUCUUGCAGGUUUAACUGGUUCUUAUGGAUCUCCGUCCUUUACUAACUUCCAGUCAUCAGCCGGUGGUCAUGGCAUUUCUGCUCUUGGUGCUGGCGGACAUGGUGCUGGUUUCGGCUCUUUAUCCGCCUUUUCCGGUGGUCCAUCUAAAGGAGUAGCUGCAUCAUAUUUACCUUCCAAAUUUGAAGGUGUGGGAUCUUUAGAGUCUAUUGCUUCUGCAUUUUCUGCUAGUGGUCAAAUUGGUCAACCAGGAGCAACCUAUGGGUCGUCUCCAAAUGCGUACUCUAGCAAUGCACAUGCAGCAUCGGCACCAUCCCCUGCCUAUUACAUUUCAUCUGGUAAACAUUCUUCACCUAGCUUUGGUUUGGGCAGUUCAUCUUACAGAAGCCCUGCCUCAGGUCAUAGUUCUUUAAAUUCUUUUUCCUCCGGACCUAAAUAUAGUUUUGGUGGACAGGGCAGUUCACGCUAUUUGCCAGCCAAAGACAUUCAAGGCUCUUACAGUGAACCCAAAUAUAAUACAAUCAAAUACAGCGAGGAGUUUAAGCCUCGUUUUAACUAAGGUUAUAUAGAAUUUUAUAUGUAGAUUAUGAUGUAAAUGCUGAAUACUGGUUAAGAUUGUUUGUGUGGAAGAAGUAAAAAGCGCACAGUGAUAUUGAGUUGCCUCUGGUAAUUUAUUUGGGUAUGUUCCGAUAUAUGGAUUAAUCAACGACUGCUGAACACUAUAUCCUUUUAGAGCUAUUUUGAAUUUCCAAACUAAAUGGUAUAGUUUACAUAAUGUACAAAACUUUUAAACUAGUUAUACAGUUCAGUACAUUGUAAAAGACUCAAUUAGGUGGUUCAAUGACCACCGCUACGAGUAAUGUUGUUAUUUUGUUGC
Pararge aegeria (speckled wood butterfly) is the source of this 1756-nucleotide messenger RNA. RefSeq names its product glycine-rich cell wall structural protein 1.8-like. The coding region runs from base 26 to 1438 and encodes 470 amino acids. The record is from RefSeq and is a predicted model, not a curated record. NCBI's taxonomy places the organism in Eukaryota, Metazoa, Arthropoda, Insecta, Lepidoptera, Nymphalidae. The transcript is spliced from 2 exons.